AUGUUAUGCUGUUAUGGAGUACACUCGGCAUGGUCAAACUCUUGUGUCGUGAUAACACUAAAUGGUCAGAGCCGAGGCAGAAGGUUCGGUAAAACGUCAUGGGUCUUAUCCCGCCAUAGUUAUGUACGGAGUACCAUACUUUGUACCGCAGCAGCGAUCAAAUAGGUCAACUAAAUAAACCCAUUCCCUUCCAUCGCACAAGACCCUACGCUCUUUUUAUCUAUCUAUCCUUUUUCCAACCUGGAAUCUUCGCUGCACAUCCGGUUGUCCAGUUGGUCCGAUAACUCUCCUUAUCUCGCUCCCUGCGGCCCAGUCACGAGUAUACUGUAACAGUGAUUACUCUAGCUCCUAGUUUCAACCUCCACGAUCUCCGGUUCACUAGCCACAUACCAUCAUGUCUGCCUCUAGGAUCGAUGAACAGAAGAAGUCUGUUGCGGCCGCGGCUGCGGCCCAGCAGAGUGAUAACAUAGCCCACGCUUUGGCUGGCGCAGGAGGGGGUAUUCUGUCGAUGGCCCUGACAUAUCCCCUCGUCACCCUGUCGACACGAGCCCAGGUUGAAUCGAAACGGGCGCAAUCGUCGACUCUUGACGCAGUCCGUCGUAUUGUCCAGCGCGAGGGGGUGGCCGGGCUUUACUCCGGCCUCGAAUCGGCGCUUUUCGGGAUCAGCGUCACCAAUUUCGUCUACUAUUAUUGGUAUGAAUGGACUCGGGCGGCUUUCGAGAAGGCCGCGGUGCGGGCAGGCCGAGCCUCGAAAAAACUCACAACCGUCGAGUCGAUGAUUGCAGGCGCCAUUGCCGGCAGUGCUACGGUUUUGAUCACGAACCCCAUCUGGGUCAUCAACACGCGAAUGACGGCUUGCAAGUCUGAAUCGGAUGAACAGGGCCUGCCCGGUGGGCAGGCUAAGAAGAAAGCACGCCCAUCAACGAUCAGCACGUUGAUUGAGCUCUUGCGGCAAGAAGGACCCAAGGCCCUGUUUGCUGGUGUUCUCCCAGCCCUGAUCCUUGUGAUCAACCCUAUCCUGCAGUAUAGUAUUUUUGAGCAGCUUAAAAACAUCGUGGAACGGCGGCGCCGAGUCACACCCAAGGAUGCCUUUUAUUUGGGUGCUUUGGGCAAGAUCAUGGCCACCUCCAUCACAUAUCCGUAUAUCACGGUUAAAAGCCGAAUGCACGUUGCCAGCAAAGACGGGCCGAAGGAAAGCCUGAAUGGAAGUUUGAAGAGAAUCAUCCAGGAAGAAGGUGUUGUCGGGUUGUACAGAGGAAUCGCACCCAAGGUCACCCAGAGCGCCAUCACUGCAGCCUUCUUAUUUGCAUUCAAGGAUAUAUUAUAUGAUAUGAUGGUAUCUGCUCGUGGAAGAGCUCGCGCCAUCAAGAAAUAGAAAAGGUUGAAUCUUUCUUUUAUUUCGCCUGGCUUGGGAGAAGAUGAAGCCUGAGUCUCAAUUCUGGUUCAUCCUAUUCAAGUGGCAGCCCUUUGGAUGUCUCUUGAUGGAUCUAAUGUCUGUUUGUCCAUCAUAUUGUCAUACUCCCAAUAUUUCUGGUCACAUUGAAGUGGCAAAAGUGGUAUUUGAAUGCCGUUAUUCUAAUCCCAUGCCUAAUAAGUUUUAGAAGCUAAUAUAGCUUCAGAUGUAACACUAAAUACAGAUAAAAAAAGAAUUAUUAAC
This is a messenger RNA of Penicilliopsis zonata CBS 506.65, 1657 nucleotides long. RefSeq lists its product as hypothetical. The coding region runs from base 395 to 1375 and encodes 326 amino acids. The transcript is spliced from 3 exons. Gene Ontology annotation, molecular function: ATP transmembrane transporter activity; FMN transmembrane transporter activity; AMP transmembrane transporter activity. Gene Ontology annotation, cellular component: peroxisomal membrane. The record is from RefSeq and is a predicted model, not a curated record. Lineage: Eukaryota; Fungi; Ascomycota; Eurotiomycetes; Eurotiales; Aspergillaceae.